AUGGCACCAGUUGAUUCUGAGGAUAUUGUGGCAAACAUUCCUAUGGACACAGGCGCGGAGGCUACUGAGGAUGAGCAUGAGGGAUUUCCGGGUGGUCCGAGCGACCCAUCCGUGUUGACCCAGUAUGGGGAACACGUUGCUUGCAGCGUAUGGACGGGAGAGGAGCGUCCUGAGUUGAAGUUAUCCUCUCACGGGAGGAAGGUCCAUAGUUUAGGCAAGCUUGUCCCUGCCAUUGAGGGACUCGUUGUUGGGACAAGACUAAGUCCUCUGAUCGCGUGUUCGGUAGACACCGACGAUCAGAGACUUUUGUCCUCAUUUGUGGAGCGGUGGCCCCGGGAGACGUCUAGUUUCCAUCUCCCGGUGGGAGAGCUCACGAUCACGCUGGACGACGUCUCCUCGCUUCUCCAUCUGCCCGUGGUUGGCGACUUGCACGCCUUUCAGCCCUUGCACGUGGACGAUGCGGUUCAGAUGCUGGUGGACUUAUUGAUGGUCUCUGUAAAGUCUGCCAGGGUUGAGACAGCCUAG
This is a messenger RNA of Glycine soja, 525 nucleotides long. RefSeq names its product protein MAIN-LIKE 1-like. Bases 1 to 525 code for a protein of 174 amino acids. The transcript has 2 exons. The record is from RefSeq and is a predicted model, not a curated record. NCBI's taxonomy places the organism in Eukaryota, Viridiplantae, Streptophyta, Magnoliopsida, Fabales, Fabaceae.